This is a messenger RNA of Pelobates cultripes (western spadefoot toad), 24559 nucleotides long. NCBI's taxonomy places the organism in Eukaryota, Metazoa, Chordata, Amphibia, Anura, Pelobatidae. The record is from the annotation of a GenBank genome assembly.
CCAGCUUUAUGGUAGUUACUUGGUACGCUCUCUCCCUCUUCCUCUUUCUAUGGUUUUUCAGGUCCUCCUCGGGACACACGUGUAGAGAUGUCUUCCUUGCGGUUCCAUGAGUUGGGGCUGGAUGACCGUCUAUUGAGAGUGAGUACACACCGGGUGACGGGAAUGAAUGGGAUAAUAAGGGGUUUGUAGGGGGAGUUAAACUGAUCUAUAAGCAUGCCGCUGGAUGUAUCCUGCUGUAUAAUGAUUAUUUAAUGGCUGGCCCUCCAUGCUGCAUCACGCAGGGCUCUGUAAAGACUGGCACUUGGCAUAACUUGGAUCUGUUUUUAGUUUUACCUUUAGAUGGAAAAGCUACUAAAAUAAUGUCAACAGGUCAGUAGCGCUGUAUGGGGGGGUCAGUAGCGCUGUAUGGGGGUCAGUAGUGUAUGGGGGUCAGUAGCGCUGUAUGGGGGUCAGUAGCGCUGUAUGGGGGUCAGUAGCGCUGUAUGAGUGUAUGUUGUAUGGGGGUCAGUAGCGCUGUAUGGGGGUCAGUAGCGCUGUAUGGGGGUCAGUAGCGCUGUAUGGGGGUCAGUAGCGCUGUAUGGGGGUCAGUAGCGCUGUAUGGGGGUCAGUAGCGCUGUAUGUACGGUCAGUAGCGCUGUAUGUACAAUAGACUCGAGUAUUGCUCCAGUUACAAUAUAUAUGUUUGUCUGGUAGAGCAGUAUGAGUUAUACCAAUGCUAGUUACAACAUUAACUCUUUCUGUGACCUCCCAUCGACAAAUCAUUUACAUUGUAAACUGAGCAUUAUAUGCCACUUGUUUUAGGAGCCACUUCACUGAUUCACUUCCUUUAUAUUGUGAUACUUGUUAACAAUUCAUUAUUUAUAAAAGCAUUCAUUAUUGUAAUACAACUCCACUCAAUACAUUUUCCCUAAGGUCUCCAUUUCUUGGAUUUUAUUCCCAAUGUUUUUUGGUCACCUUUGUUAAAGAUGGGUUUAUGUUUGCCACUUUCACAUAAUAAAAUCUAUCUAUGAGAAGUAUGCAGCAGCUUUAAAUAGUAUUACACACUGAAAAAUGAAAUACUAGGUUGACUUACUGAAAUUGUAGUAAAGUCUCUUAAAAUAUAGGCAUAUAUUAUAUUGGGCAGUCUUUUGCACAACUUUUACAGAAUUUAUCCCCUUUUGGAUCACAGCAUGUGACUAAAGAAUAGAUCUCCCCAAUUACCCUUUUAGAGGAACAUUUCAGUGCCAUAACCACUUCUGUGCACGGAGGUGGUUGUGGUGACAAGUGCCCUGGCACCCAUUCAUUAUAAAUAGUCCAGUGGUGUGACUUCUUACCGGGGUCUGCUAAUCUCUGCAUACCUCAUUGGCUGUGAUCAAUUAGCUGACACUAACUUUCCAUCUCUGUGGCCAAUGAUAUGACCUGACACUAUUUUCUGUCAUAUAAAAAAAGUAGACCUCUUGCAAUUUCCACUGAGCAUACAAACAUAAUAGCGCCCUACCAGGUGCAAAAAAGGGUUAAAACCCCUUUACUACCUUAUCACAGGGCCAAUGUCCCUCAGAGCUGGGUUGCAUCUCUGCCGCCCCCUAUGUCCCACAACGAUCGAGCGCUAAUGCACAUGCAUGACAAAAGCAGUGACAUAGACAUACCCAUAGGAAAGCAUUGAAUCAAUGCUUUCCAAUGGAGAAAAAGCUGACGCUGAAUGUCCUUAUGCAGAGCGUGAGGACGUCCAGCGUCAGAUACUGGACCAAAUGUCUGUUUGGAUGCAGGAAGCACCUCCUGUUGCUGUCUGGGAGACAACCACUGAAGGCAGACUUAGAGCUGCAAUGUAAACAUUGCAGUUUCUUUGAUACUACAAUGUUUAACAUUGCAGCACUAAUGGCAAUAGGGACACUACACCCAGACCACUUCAAUGAGUUGAAGUGGUAUGGGUGCCUAUUGUGUCCCUUUGAUAUGAUGAUACCAUUUGCUAUUUCUGCAUUUUCUGUCAGGAGAUUUUGAAAAGCAAAGGACAAUUACAUAGUAGUGAAUAUCGGUUCAGAUACCGGACAAUCUGAAAGAAGGUUCACAAAGAUUGCUGUCAGAAAGGGGGAGUGGGAAAGUUAUAAGAGUGACUUCUUCAAAAACUACAGUAAACCAUAAAUUAAAGAGAAAAUUUUUUAUAACAAUUAUAUUGAUAUUACAAUUUGAUGACCAAUGUCAAAUGUACACGUAUAAAUAGUUAUGUGGAGGUUUAAAUAUUCUGAAAGACAAAUUCUGAGUUGUAAAAUAGUAAUAACCUUCACUUCUCUAUUAUCCCAUAGGCCAUAGCAGACUUAGGAUGGGCCAAACCAACACUAAUUCAGGAGAAGGCCAUUCCUCUGGCCCUAGACGGGAAGGACCUUCUUGCCCGGGCAAGGACAGGUUCAGGAAAGACAGCAGCCUAUUUGAUACCCAUAAUUCAGAACCUCCUUCAAUCGAAAAUGGUAAGUGUGCAGUACUGCCAAUAAAUAUUUAUUGGUAUGAAGGGAACACUGGUUAAUUUGCUUUCUUCUGCCAUGGGCAUGUCCCUUGCAGUUGUGUGUGUGGAAGGUGGUAAUAUUGUCUACGAUAUAUUUUAGUAUUCUCUGACACCAUCUGUUAUGACAUUUUAGGGCUGCAAGAAUUAAUCACUAUGUGGUAUACCAUAAUUUAUUAAGUCAAAUAAUUGGAAUUCCUAAUUUGAAGAUUUGGUGUGCAUAUAGGUGCUUUCUGCUUUCACAUACCACUGUUAAACUUAGAAGAUGAUAUAUUGAGGAAGAAACAUGCAUAUUUUGUACCAGUUUUCUGUAACACUGCAAUCUGAUUUGAUGCACACUGUUGUUAAAACUAAUUUGUUUUAGAUCAUUUAAUGCAAUCUGCUAGUUAUAUUGAUUUUGUUUAAUACAGCUUUUAUUUUUAACAUGGAAUGGUAUCACUAUCGUCUAGAUACAUUAUUGGCCAUUUAUAAAACCGUGUGUGUAUGUAUGUGUGUGUGUGUGUGUGUGUGUGUGUGUGUAUAUAUAUAGACACGUGUGUGUGUCAAUAGAAUAUUAACACAUAAUUGGUACUUGUCAAGCAAACAGCAUGAGACAUAAAGGGAUACUGCAACUCGUAGCAGGGAGGAAGCUUGGCUAGGAGCAUUAUUAACAUUUGUGAUCUAAGAUAAGUAAAAAUAUAAAUACAAAUAAAUCAAUUCACCAUAAAAAAGAAAAAAAUCCACACACACAUACAGAAUGUGUAACAAUGUACAACAUUCUUACACACACAAACAAAUACUAUAUAAAAUAAAAGAGCAAAUGUCAAGACUGUUCUUGAAGACCAAAUCUAAUUCAAGCUUUAUAGAGAACAUACUUCUUAGAUUUGUUUUACUGCAGCUCUACAUCCAGUCACACUAUGCUAUAGCAUUUCAAGACCAUCAUUAUCUACAUUUCUUACUUUAUCCAAGAUGCCUAGUUUACGAUGAGGAAUGAACACAUCUUCAAUGUAAAAGUGUAAAACCAUGUACCCUAAUGUGCAAUGGUUUCAUAGUAAAAUUUGGGUUAGGGGUGAAUAGUCUCUGAAGAUAUGAUAUUGCCUCUCUUUUCCAGAUGUAUCUCAGUGGAUUUAAGGUUAAACUUUAUCUAUACACAAUUGAAGGGGACAUAUAAGUCUCUGCAGUGGCACUGCUGGCAUCCAAAGCCAGGACUCUCGGAUUUCAAUGAUAGGCCAAGAGCAUUGGGCUAAGCCAUCCUCAGUGUUCACCGCUUAUCAUCUUGCCUUUUGUAUUGGUGGAAUUUAUUUAUUUUUUCUUUUGUUUUGACAGUCCCACUGCAUAUCCGAUUAUCUUUUUUUCCUUUUUUUUGUGUUAAUUUACAAAUCUAACAAGAUUAAGGAUAAAAUGAGUACUGUGCAUAAUGUACUGCUCUUCACAUCCAUGUUUUCAAGAAACAUUGUAUUGUAUGAUCAUACAAUGCCUUUUUUUUUCUCCUUAGUCUAUCUCUGAACAAGCUGUCAGGGUUUUGAUUCUGGUUCCUACAAAGGAGUUGGGUCAGCAGGUUCAGCAAAUGAUCCGGCAGCUAAUCUCAUAUUGCACCCGUGAUAUCAGAGUUGCAGAUAUUUCGGGCCGGGUGGACGUAUCUGCUCAGAAGUAAGUGUUUAAUUUUUGUAGUUGUGUUUUUUUUUUGUUUUUUUUUUAUAAUAAAGAGAAAGUGAUUUAAAGUAGAAAUAAGUUACAUGACAUGCAGUGUGGGUUCUAUACAUGGUAUGCAGUUUUGGAAAGGGUUGUCUGUUUUUGCCAUGUAAUACAUCAAACUAUUUUAUCCAUUAGACCCAUCCUGAUGGAGAAGCCGGACAUUGUGGUUGGAACCCCCUCUCGUGUUUGGUGUCAUAUUAAUCAGCAGACGCUAUGUGUACGGGAUACACUCCAAGCCUUGGUCAUAGAUGAAGCUGACCUUAUAUUCUCGUUUGGGUUUGAGGAAGAUAUGAAGAACUUGCUAUGGUAAGUGUUCAGAGGGGAGUUUGCAGUGAUGUGUUUAGGAUUUUUGCUACCGAGGCCCACCAAAGGAUGUGUUCAGGGAGAUGACACAAUGUGAAAAAAGUAACUAAUGUGAAAAAAGUAAACAAAGCUAUGUGUAUACACCAUGAGUUAGCUAUACAAGAUAAAUUGUAGAAAUUCUACAAAAUAAAUUGUAGAAUGAAAUGUAGAUACUCGUUGGCCAGAAAAAAAACCCCCAAAAAACCAAACAGAAUUAUUGAGGUGUGACGUAGAAAAAAAACAGUUAACAUUCUGAGUGAUAAAAGUGAACAUUUGCUAUACAUAUGCAUUUUAUACCACAGAAAAUGCAUCAACAGAAUAUUGACAUAUAAUUGGUGCUUGUCAAGCAAAAAACAUGAGACAUAAAGGGAUGCUUGCAGGGAGGAAACUUGGCUAGAAGCAUUAUUCACAUUGUCAUCUUAGAUAAGUAAAAAUAUUAAAAAAAAAAAAAUCAAUAAUUCAUCAUAAAAAAAGAGAAAAAACCCACUUCAUGCUUAUCUCAACAGCAGGAAGCAAUAGAAUGGGUCCCAUUUAGUCCAGGGGGGUGGGUGGGGGGUGAAAUUGUAUUGGGUUACUGAAUCUAUAAUAAGAAUCCUUUAAUUCUUUCAGUGCCAGAAAAUCUUGAUGGUAGGUAAUGCCCACCCUUGACAAAAUGUCUGGUUACUGGCUUGUCCAAAGUGUGUUUAGUUAAAGAACUAACAGAAUAAAAUAAUUGUUUCCAUUUUUAUAUUAAAUUACACUGCAAAAAAAAAUAAAAAAUGGGGUGCUGCCCCUACGGAAGAGUCUCUACUAAUGUAUACCCUACUUGUUGAGGUGUAGUGUAUGUAGAUAAUUAGGUUCAAAAACCUCUAUUUCAGUGCACUAGACUAUUCAAAUUAUUUUAUGUAGUAAUCCGCUCUAAAAUUCCUGUUCUAUGUCUUUUUUACAACAUGAAUACAUUGUAAAUGUAUUUAACAUAAGUGGGGAUCUUAACCCAAAAAUGCUUCAAAAUAUGUGAUAGGGAAGCCUUUAUGCAUAGGAGAAUUCUCAGAUUCUGAUGCCCCAGCUUGGUGUGGAAAAACAGUUUGCAUGCUGUUGAUGUCCAGCAAAGCCAAGAUGUUGCAUCCAAACGUCUAAAUGUAUUAGAAACAUAGAAUGUGAUGGCAGAUAAGAACCAUUUGGCCCAUCUAGUCUGCCCAAUUUUCUAAAUACUUUCAUUUGUCGCUGGCCUUAUCUUAUAGCUAGGAUAGCCUUAUGCCUAUCCCACGCAUACUUAAACUCCUUUACUGUGUUAACCUCUACCACUUCAGCUGGAAGGCUAUUCCAUGCAUCCACUACCCUCUCAGUACUUCCUAAUAUUAUUUUUAAACCUUUGUCCCUCUAAUUUAAGACUUUCCUCUUGUUGUGGUAGUUUUUCUGCUUUUAAAUAUAGUCUCCUCCUUUACUGUGUUGAUUCCCUUUAUGUAUUUAAAUGUUUCUAUCAUAUCCCCCCUGUCUCGUCUUUCCUCCAAGCUAUACAUGUUAAGAUCCUUUAACCUUUCCUGGUAAGUUUUAUCCCGCAAUCCAUGAACCAGUUUAGUAGCCCUUCUCUGAACCCUCUCUAAGGUAUCAAUAUCCUUCUGAAGAUACGGUCUCCAGUACUGUGUACAAUACUCCAAGUGAGGUCUCACCAGUGUUCUGUACAAUGGCAUGAGCACUUCCCUCUUUCUACUGCUAAUACCUCUCCCUAUACAACCAAGCAUUCUGCUAGCAUUUCCUGCUGCUCUAUUACAUUGUCUGCCUACCUUUAAGUCAUCAGAAAUAAUCACCCCUAAAUCCCUUUCCUCAUAUGUUGAGGUUAGAACUCUAUCAAAUAUUCUGUACUCUGCCCUUGGGUUUUUACGUCCAAGAUGCAUUAUCUUGCACUUAUCCACAUUAAAUGUCAGUUGCCACAAUUCUGACCAUUUUUCUAGUUUACCGAAAUCAUUUGCCAUUUGGCUUAUCCCUCCUGGAACAUCAACCCUGUUACAUAUCUUAGUAUCAUCAGCAAAAAGACAUACCUUGUAAGAUAUUGUGUUGUCAGCGCUUAGUGAAUAAUCCCCUAGAUAUAAUCAGGGGUAAAGGUCUUAACAAAUGUAUCUAUAAUAAUUAGAAACAGCAAUAGCAUAUAGUGCUAAGAGUGUCAAUAUAACUGAUAGUAACAAUCAGAUUGUAACAAAAAAAAUCUAAAUUGUAUCUCAGUCCAGUAUAAAAUAUGUAGCAGGGUCCAAAGUGACAGGAGGUCCACAGUGUUGUUUGGGAAACCUCCUGUCACUUUGGACCCUGCUACAUAUUUUAUACUGGACUGAGAUACAAUUUAGAUUUUUUUGUUACAAUCUGAUUGUUACUAUCAGUUAUAUUGACACUCUUAACACUAUAUGCUAUUGCUGUUUCUAAUUAUUAUAGAUACAUUUGUUAAGACCUUUACCCCUGAUUUAUAUCUAAGGGGAUUAUUCACUAAGCGCUGACAACACAAUAUCUUACAGUUUAUUCAUUGAAUUUGGGAAGUUCUUUUUUUGUUUAGCAGCUAUUAUCUAGAGGUACUUUGUACCAUUCUCUUAUAAGUAUUAUUGUAUAUCUUUUUUGUGCGCUCUCUUUCACCCUUUUAUAUAUUUUUUAAAAAGACAUACCUUACCAUCAAGACCUUCUGCAAUAUCACUAAUAAAAAUAUUAAAGAGAAUGGGUCCAAGUACAGAUCCCUGAGGUACCUCACUGGUGACAAGCCCAAGCUUCGAAUAUAUUCAAUUAACUACAACCCUCUGUUGCCUGUCACUCAGCCACUGCCUUACCCAUUCAACAAUAUUGGAAUCCAAACUCCCUAUUACCUUUCUUGUGAAUGGGCACAACAUUCGCUAACUUCCAAUCUUCUGGGACUACUCCUGUUAACAAUGAUUGGUUAAAUAAAUCUGUUAAUGGUUUUGCUAGUAUACCACUAAGCUCUUUUAAUAGCUUUGGGUGUAUUCCAUCAGGUCCCAUUGACUUAUUUGUCUUUACUUUUGACAGUUGAAAUAGAACCUCUUCCUCUGUAAACUCACAUGUAAUAAAUGACUCAUUUAUCCUUUUUCUUAACUGAGGUCCCUUUCCUUCAUUUUCAUCUGUAAAUACCGUACAAAAAUAUUAAUUGAGGCAGCCAGCUAGACCUUUAUCCUCUUCUACAUUCACUUCCACCUUCCUUCUUUUGUUUUUAAUCUAAUUAAUCCUUGUUUUACUUUUCUUUUCUCAUUUAUGUAUCUGAAAAAAAGUUUUGUCCCCCUUUUUUUACUAAUUGUGCUAUUUUCUCUUCUGUGUGUGUUUUUGAAGCUCUUAUAACUUGCUUAGCCUCUUUCUGCCUAAUCUUAUAGAUCAUUUUGUCUUCCUCACUCUAGGUUUUUUUAUAAUUCCUAAAUGCUAACUUUUUGUUUUUAACUAUUUUGGCCACAUCUGUGGAGUACCCCAGUGGUUUCGUGAUUUUUUUUUGUUUUACUGACAAGCCUAAUGCAAUUUUCUGUUGCCUUCAGUAGUGCAACUUUUAAAUAAUCCCUGGACUUCUCUUGGACUCCAUUUAAAUUGCUCAAGUCUGAUAAUGACUCCUCUACACAUAUUCUAAUUUUAGAAAAGUCUGUUUCUAAAGUCUAAAACUUUUUUGUGUGGUGUGACUCAGUCACUGUUCUUAUAUUAAAUCAUACUGACUGAUGAUCCCUGGAUCCUAAACUUUCACCUACAGUAAUAUGAUACUAAAUCUAGUAUGGCCUCUUUACGAGUUGGCACCUCAAUGACUUGUUUUAGAGACAAUCCCACUAGGGAGUUUAGAAUAUGUGUGCUCCUGGCACAAGCAGCUAUUUUUGUUUUCCAAUUUACAUCAGGAAGAUUAAAGUCACCCAUGAUGAUAACUUCCCCCUUCAUUGUCAUUUUAGCUAUUUCCUCAACUAGUAGAUUAUCUAACUCUUCAAUUUGUCCUGGGGGCCUAUAAAUCACACCUACACGAGGUACUGUGUGAUUACCAAAUUCUAACGUAACCCAAACUGACUCUAUGUUCGCCUCACUAACUUUGAUUAGGCUAGAUUUUAUGCUAUCCUUCACAUACAGAGCCACCCCUCCCCCUUUCUUGCCUUCCCUGUCUUUUCUAUAUAAAGAGUACCCUGGUAUUGCUAUGUCCCAGUCAUUUUUCUCAUUAUACCAUGUCUCCGUAACAGCGACUAAAUCUACACUAUCAGUUGCCAUUAUUGCCACAAGUUCAUGGAUCUUAUUCCCUAAACUGCGAGCAUUUGUAGACAUGACUCUAAGCAAUUGUAGAAAUGACUUGUACUAUGCCUUUCACUAACAUUGAUAAUACAGCAUUCAGACGACUGUCUGAAUGACUGCCCCUAAAGUUGUUUCUAGGCAGCAAUGUAAGCCUGCAAGGACAUGCUAUAGACACCAGGACCAUUACAAUAAGAUGUAGUGGUUCUGGUAACUAUAAUGUCCCUUUAAUAUUUUAUUUGUUUUAAGCUCUAACCUGUGGCUUCAGCUCAUAAAUUAUUAAAAAUAUGUAAUGUACAUCUACAUAGAAAACAUCAGAUUCCAUUACAAUGCAAGUAUCAUUUACAUUAAGACACUGUAUAUAGGUGGUGAUCAUGGCAGGUUAUUGUUGACAAGCCACAUGCCUAGCAGGCAUAUAGAACUAGAGGCAAUCUUUGUUUUUGUAUGCUUGGAAUGUGAAAAAAUUUUUGGUCUUUGAUAGAAAAUAAUAUGUAGUGAUUGCAAGUGAGUAUGGUAUAGGAUCUAUAUAUUCUUGGGGGAUAUCUGAUGCAAUUUACUACAGUCCUGACCACAUCACUUGUCAUUUCAGCCAGCUCCCCAAAAUUUUCCAGUCUUUUCUUAUGUCUGCUACAUUCAACGAGGACGUCAAGGCUCUGAAAGAACUUGUUCUACAUAAUCCGGUUAGUCUCAUUUUGGCAUAUGUGGUAGAAUUACAGACAGUGCUGCUACAAAGCAGAGUCUAUAGAUUACAAUGCUUUCUAUUUAGUUAAUGCUGUCAUGUUAAUGUUGUCACUAUAUACUGCUGUGACAAAUGUUACAUGUAGAUGAAGAGUUCGAGUUAUGGGAACACUCCAAGCACAGAAAGCAUGCUUGCUGUGUAAAGAAUGUCUCUACAUCACCGUCCACCCCCACUUUUUUUUUUUUUGGCCAAAUUGCUGUUUUUAAUAUAAAGUGGCACCUUUUUAUACGUGGAUCUUGUUACACCUCCCCGGCUGUCAAUCAUAGAGAAGGUAUGUAUCAGAGAUAAAGAGGAGAGUUUGCCGUAGAUGCAGAUACUAGAAGCUAAGUUUUAUGUAUUAUUUUUCAGUAUAUUUAAUAAAAAGUUAAAUACAUUUUCUUUCAAUGGAGGGUUCCUUUAGACAUGGUGCUUGUUGAGAUAUAUAUAUAUAUAUAUAUAUAUAUAUAUAUAUAUAUAUAUAUAUAUAUAUAUAUAUAUAUAUAUAUAUAUAUAUAUAUAUAUAUAUAUAUAUAUAAAUUUUUUUUUUUAAUAUAUAUAAUUUUUUUUUUUUUAAUUCACUUUUUAUUGAAGUAAGAUAGACAAUGAUAACAUAUUAUGGUAUUACAAUCCAGGUAUGGUACAGGUAAAGACUUGGUAAUAUUAAUAACCUCAUUUAUAUAUAUAUAUUGUAUAACAGGAGUAAAUGGCAUAUAAGAAAAAGGACUGAUGAGGAAGGGAUUGAGAAUGGUGCGUUUUGAGAGUACAAUAAGGGAGCCCCCCGCAUUACGUGACUUAGGUACUGGGAGCAGUAUUCGGCUGAAUAAGGAUGAUAGUCUCCUGGGGUUCUGCUCGUCCCUUCCCCUCUAGUACUAAAUAGACUCUAGGUGUAAAGUGCAAUAACUGUGACAGUGUCUCAGGUUGGCUAAAAUCUUAUGGAGCUGCGAUACUGGGAAGUAAGUGUGGCGCUAAAGUAUUUGAAUAAGGGGUUCAGCGGUGGCACAGGUAGUGAACCCAGUAUGCGGGGAUAUAUUUACAGGUGCACUUAUAUUAUGCCUGGUUGUUGGGUUCUCUGGAGGAUCGGGUCUCUCUGGGAGCCCCGGGCUUGUAGGAUAGAGUCAACUUCAGUUGGCGGGUGCCUGUUAAGGCACUUGGUAGUGUCCAUCUGUAAUCUACCCCCACUUCUUGGAGCCGGCGCGUCACCCGUCCCAGUGAUGUUUCUCCACUGUAGGGUACUCAGUGUUAAAUCUUGAAACAAAAGGAAUUGUGAUGAAUUGUAUUUCACCGCAGCUAGAAUCUGCCUUUUAUCUGUCAGGGAUUGACAUCUAAUGAUCACAUCACAUGAUGCUGAUUUAGGUGCUUGUCUGGGCUUAUUAAUGCCAAAGAAGCCACCAAGAACCAAUUUAUUUGCCGAGUGUGUGGCAACAACACUGGUACAAGCCUCCUGAGGUAGUGGGGUAAUUCGUCGGGACUGAUUGCGUCCGGUACGCCUCUGAGUGUUAUAUUGGUGAGCUAGGUUCUGCCCUUACCCAGGUCGAAUCUUGCUAGUAGGUCAGAGUGGGAAGAUUGGAAUUGGAGGAAGUCUUGUUUUAAGGCCUUUUUCUUGCUGUACAUCCAGAAUAUCUUCUUUGAGGCCUGCACUCUGGCAGUAACCACCUGGAUCUCUGUUUUCAUCAGCUCCAUAUUGGCUGCAGACCUCUGCUUUAGUUCCAAUAAGAGAUUCAUAAUGUCCAGUUUGGUGGCUGGCACCAAGGCAUCUUGAGCUAUAGACACUGUAAUGGAUGUAUUAGGUGCUCAAAGGUCCAAAGUCUCUCCCAUGGCCUUCUCAGAGGGGGUGGAACUGGUGUCUUGCUCUGACCAUGCCACCAUUUUGCAGGCGGUCGGAUGUUGUAGCAUGAUGCCAAUAUUCUGGGAGUCCCUGUUUGUAUGCACUUGCUAACUCAUACGGUCAGCAAUAUGCCGGGGUCCCUGUUAGUUGUCCAGGAGGUAUUUUGGGCGUCCUUUGGGAAUGCCAGGUAUGGGAGCGCGGCCUUCGUUGGUGAUUGAGGUAGGGCCCAGACCUACCUGCAGACAGGCACUUUCCUGCCUGUCCGCAGGAACAAGAAGGGCACCGGUUUGCAGCAUAUGACACCAGGAUAAGAGGGCAAUCGUUUUUUCCAGUGGAUUGUACUCUGGGAUAGUCUAUUUAGUUAGAUGUAAUAUCUGGCAUUGGGAGCUCAGGGAAAUGGUGUCAGCUCAGGUAUUCGGCUCCGCCCCCAGUUCUUUGGUUUUUUUUCUUGUAUCCUUUUGCACAACUGGACUAGGCAAUAGUCUGCAAUGAGAUCCCUCAUUGCAAAGUUGAGACUGAAUCCAGUUUCCCUUGGUCUUCUUGCUAAUUGCUCCCUUCAUUUGAUUGUGUGGUUAUGUUUAGUGUAUAUUUUCAUUGCCUGUUUUUAAAUGUACUAGUUUCCAUCGUUAUACUGUAUAUUCUGCAUCUGAAUUCUAUCUUCCAUCUCUCCAGGUGAUACUUAAGCUUGAGGAAUCUCAGUUACCUGACUCUGCUCAGCUCACACAAUAUCAAAUCCAGUGUGAGGAAGAGGACAAGUUCUUGCUGCUCUACACAUUGCUUAAACUCUCACUUGUUCGUGGGAAAACUAUUAUUUUUGUAAAUGAUGUGGACAGGAGUUAUAGACUCAAGCUCUUCCUGGAACAGUUCAGCAUCCCAGCUUGUGUACUGAACUCUGAACUCCCAGUACUGUCACGGUAAGAGGCACCCAAAGUCAUUUAAUGGGACAAUUCAGACCCUUUAGUUUGCUGAAAUGCCUUAAGUGUAAAGAGUGCAGAUAGAAAUUCACACUUUUCUAAAUUAAUCUUGUUUCAUCUUCCCCCCACUCCUGUCGAUCAGACAACCAGUCCUCCUAUUUACUGGUGGCUUAGCUCAGUGGAACUAAACUCAAGAGGCUGAAAUUGCCCAGAGAACCUUCCUGGCAAAGAUCUCUCAUUGAGCUGCAUUGGGAAGUCUGUUAUUGAACAGCUACAGAAAGUUUUGGCUGUGGAAGAAAUGCUUCAGUCCAGAUAUUUGCAGGUUUUGCAAGCUGUAUUUAGAUAUACGCCCAAAGAGAAAAAAUAAAUGUAUGCAAGUUUUCACUUUGGAUAUAGCUACUAAACCGUGAUUUUAGAUUUGUUUUGUGUUUGGACAGUGGAGCAUUUCUUUAACAGUGUAUGGAGGUACAGUGCCAGAGGACUCGGGCACUAUAACCAAUCUAAUGAGAUUAAAUGGUUAGAAGAGUCUCUUAAAUUAAAAGCCAAGUAAGCAGAUGGCCAGCGAUUUUAUAAUUGCUGGGUUUUUAUUCUUUCAUGCUGUGAAUGUUUCAAUACCUGUUAGUGACUUCAAGAGCUAUAUUCAUCUGUAUAGUGAUAUCUUGUUUUGGUUUUUUUGCUCUCGUAGGUGUCACAUUAUUGGACAGUUCAAUCAAGGCUUGUAUGAUUACAUUGUUGCAACAGAUGAACACUCGUUAUCACUUCCUACUGAGCAAGAAAACAAGGAAGCAAAGAAGAAGAAGAAAAGAGGCAAAUCAGAAAAGUGAGCGCUUUAUUCUACCUUACACAAUAUAUUACAUGUUAUUCCUACAGUAGCAUUGUUAUUAAACUUAUUUAUUAUUCUUGCAUUGGCUUAAAACAUGGGUCAAACCUAUAUAUGCUGCAGCUCACUGUUCUAGACCUGUAUUGACCCUAUAAACCUCUGUCUUGCCAUAUAGCUCUGUUAUCUCUAUAUUGACUGUGUCAUUGUAGUGCUGUUCUUCCUGUUCAUGCAGCUGCCCUCCAUUAGGUUUGUGAUUGGAAGCUCUCACCAUUGUCUUUAACCCUCUCAUUUUCAGAGUGCAAAGUAGUGAAUAUGGAGUGUCUCGUGGUAUUGAUUUUCAAAAUGUGUCUACAGUAUUAAACUUUGACUUCCCUCAGUCUGUUGAUUCCUAUAUCCACCGCGCAGGAAGGUAUGUGUAUCUAUACACAUUCUAUUUUCUGUAUUAGCCUCCUGAUCUCCCUCAUUCUUUUUUCUACAUCAACAGCCAAAUUAGUAAUUUUCCUCCUAUUUACCUUUCUACCUCUAAAUCAGAACUGUCUCCUAUGUACGUUACCCUCUCAAUCAGUCUUUUCUCCCAUUUUCAGCUUUCUCUGAUCUAGCCCUGUAUCCUAGUCUACACACAUUCCCCCCCUCCCCCCCACAAAUUGGUCAUGUUCCCAUACAUCACCUUGCAAUUCUUCCCAUCCCUCAUAGAACUCCUUUUUUUUCCACCCUCUUGUUUCCUUAACACCAUCUUAUCUUUGUUCCAGGACAGCCCGAGCUAAUAACCCCGGGGUUGCUCUUACAUUUGUGGCACACACAGAGCUACCUAUUUUGGGAGAGAUUGAGGAGGCACUGGGAGGGGGUGAGUGUGAUUUGUGAUUGCUGUUUUAUAUAAAAUGUUUGGUGUCUAUAUUAAAGGACAGCUGUCUAACAAAUUCACUCUGGACCAAAGUGAUACUUUGUGUUUUGAACCAAACUGUUUGUUUUUUAUUUAUUUUUAUGGUUGUUUGUGCAGAAUACUUUCCUCCCUGUGUACUAACUAUUUUUUCUCUGCCAUGUCUGUCCAACUUCGGUGGGAUGCUCCCUUGCAUCGACCGUUGUAUUCUUUAUAUGUCCUGCGGGUUGGUGAUGUCAUUACUUAGCUUUUUGUGAGACAGGGCAAUCUUACUGGUUGGUUGAAGGGAUGGCGGUGGCCAUGUUAUGAUGGCACACAUUGUGUCUUCUACCUGCAGUGUUUGUGCACACUGUCUGACAGCCAGUGACUUGCCUGUGUGCUUAACAGAGCAUGCUGAGUCACACAGGUGUCAGGUAGUGCACGCACACUUAUUUCAGUCUUUAUUAGGUGUAUUAAUAUUUGGUAUAUUUGUGCUUGAAUUGGACCGUUUUUCCUCAAACAAUUGUUUGUGGGCUACCAAUAGUUCUUUAAACUUUCCAGAAUUCCUCAGUUCCUUUUUCCUCAUUGGUUGAGACUGGAUGUGUCUCUCAGAGAUUAAAGGACCACUAUAGUGCCAGGAAAACAUACUCGUUUUCCUGGCACUAUAGUGCCCUGAGGGUGCCCCCACCCUCAGGGACCCCCUCCCGCCCGGCUCUGGAAGGGGGAAAGGGGUAAAAACUUACCUUUUUCCAGCGCUGGGCGGAGAGCGCUCCUCCUCCUUCCGCCUCACCUGCCGGCUGAAUGCGCCCAGCGCGGCAAGAGCUGCUUGCGCGCAUUCAGCCCGGUCUCAUAGGAAAGCAUUUACAAUGCUUUCCUAUGACGCUUGCGGCUCUCACUGUGUGCAGUGAAACACGCAAGCGCCUCUAGUAACUGUCAAUGAGACAGCCACUAGAAGGAGGGGAAGGCUUAACCCAUUCAUAAUUAUAGCAGUUUCUCUGAAACUGCUAUAAUUAUGAAAAAAUGGGUUAACCCUAGCUGGACCUGGCACCCAGACCACUUCAUUAAGCUGAAGUGGUCUGGGUGCCUAGAGUGGUCCUUUAAGUAUGUGUGUCAAGAGACGCACAGACAUAACGUUUGGUAUAUGCUCUUGGAAGGCACAGUGUUUGUGUCUCUACAGUUAGGUCCUAAAAUGUUUGGAUACUGACGAAAGUUUUAUUUCGGCUGUUUACCAAAAUAAGUUAAAGUUACAGUUAAAUAAUGUAUAUGGUCUUUAAAGUGCAGUAACUCGGCUAUAAUUUGGGGGUAUUCGCAUCCAAUUUGGAGGAUGGGUUUACAAAUUACAGCUACUAAUAAAAUGGACAAAACGUAAUUGGACAAUUGACUCAAAAGCUGUUUCAUGGACAGGUGUGGGCUAUUCCUUUAUUUCUUCGUAAAGAAUGGAGUUGAUUCCAGGUGUGGCAUUUAGAAGCUGUUGCUGUGAACAAACAACAUGCAGCCAAAGGGGUUCUCAAUGCAAGAGAAAGCGACUGCAAAAAAUAAUCCAUCCGAGAUAGCAGGAACACUAAAUCAACAGUCUGAUACAUUCUGAGAUAAACAAUGGUGGAGAAUUGUAGGAUCCUUUCCAUGGUGAAGAAAAACCCAAUACAGCCAAUCAAAGGACACUCUCCAGAGGGCGGGGCUUGAGCUCAAUGGCGGAUGGAUGUGCACCGUGCGAGCUCUGAACCUGUUUCUUAUCAACAGCACUGUAAUAGACUUCUAUCCAGUUAUAUUGAUACUACUUAUGACUUACCUGUUCCAGGAGCCGGUCGGGUUGCUUCCGAUUUUUAUUUAUUUUUUUUAUUUUUUAUUUUUUUUGCCUGACUAUGCAAAGUGCAUUUGACGGAGGUUUUCAGGGGGGCCUAGCAAAAUUGCCGCACGGGUGAGGCAGCCACUAAGUUUGACGCUGCAUAGUCCUAGUUUUACCUUACAGUCCCGCUCCCCCCCCCCCCCUUUGGACCGUUGGGGGGUUAUUCUGGUCCCCACUGGCUUUGUAGCAACGUGGAUAUAUGCUGUAAUACCUGUCAAGUUACAGCUUAAAUACACAAGAUGGCGGCUCAGCUUCUUCAGCAGUGUUUCCACUCUCAGCAACGCGAAACAGAACAUCUUGCUGUUGGAUAAAAUCUUUGACCGUUUCUGGGCCUCUUUGGAGGCACGCCAAGCAGUCACAUUGCCUCAACCUCGGAAGGAGGAUAGGGAAGGCAAAGACUUUCGGGGACUUGCAGACCCCAAUCGCAUGCACCUCCUAUUACUGGGCUGAGGUCUGGAGGGAUGCCACUCAUUGACAUCAGGGAAUCGCGGCUCAUAAAAUCCUCCGCAUGCAGGACUCCCAUUUCCCAUUAUCUGGGAUAGGCUGAAUGAUGGCUUGCCACCUGGGACUGUUUUACUGCUCACAUAAUGGGACUCCUUCAAAAGCAGAUGCCAAUAAUUUCCCCAUCUGACCAUUAUAUGCCUGGUUAAUUGUGCUUCAUCUAUACAUGCUGUGACUGAGUUCCAGUACUCUGACAGAGUACCUCGGCCAAGUCUGCUUCCUCGUAGCUAUCAGGGACCAUGGAGCACGUCAGACCCAGUCACCGAGGCUUGACUGGGAUCACUGAGGGCCUUUUCCACCCUGGACAAAACACCAGACAACACUUGGUGAAGGUUAAAACAACAAACUUUUUUUUUUCUCAUAUAUCUUUUUUAUUGGUUUUGGGUAGUACUCCAGUGUAUAAUACAUUUGCUGACGCAGCAGCACAUUGACCAAGUACAGCAUUACCGGUUGCAACACUCUUCAUACAUUAUAACACGUACACUAUAACACGUAUAUUAAUACAGUGCUGACUUUUGCUUCACUUCAGCUUCAGGUUAUAUUGUUGCCUGUGUGACAGCUUGUUAGAAACAUCUUCGGCAUGGAAUAUUGGUCACCUGUACUCUCUAAGUUGGUAAGCCUACAACCGGGUACAGGAAGAAAAAAAAAAGUUAAGGGAAGGGUAACAUUCAACUUGAACUGUAACCUGUGUCCUACUUGACCUGAGUUUUGCAUACUGUGCACACUGCUUUGGUUCUGCUACAGGACCUCUUGGUCACCAUGGUUCGUGGGCAACAACUAACUUUAAUAGACAUAACACAUAUCUAUUAAGCCCCCAACAACCUCAUUUACAUACAAUAGGUUGAUAAGCGCACUAUAUACAAGGAUGGGCAGGUCAGACAAUAGCAAGGCCUGAUGGGAGAUUGAGGAGGGACAGGGCAGCUAGUUCAAGCUGGUCUGGCAGUGUCCCUGGGACAACGCUCUGCUCUGGAAACAAUAGGACAAGAAAAAAGGGGGGGGAGGGGAGAGGCGCGGACAAGCAAUACAUUCAACAUGUCCUGCACCAAUAAUGACCAAAACACAAAAGGAAUCUGGGUACCCAGUGACUGUGACUACCGUCACACAUGCUAAUAUUAGUUAUUUUACUUUGUUAAAUUUGGUUCACCUCCAAAGAACCAUAUUGUGUCUAAGGAAAAUCUGUCAACUGUUUAUCUAUUUCUUGUUUAAGCUUUAGACAAAUUCACGAUCUUGAGUACCUAUACCUACACAAAAAUGUGCUUAUGUCUAUGCCAUGCCUAUGUCUUUCUUUGUUUCCAUUGGGCUUGCUUACGCCAUCGUGGCAUAGCUUGCGUCUUGUAUUUCAUGCAACACCCUCCAGUAGGUAGGCAUAUCAUUAUCCAAGUCUACCAUCUUCACGAGCGCAAACAUAGAGGGUUCACCACAUUGUGCAAACCAUUCAUAAGCCUCAAGAAUAGAAAGGACAGAUUAGACUUUGCAAAAAAAAAAAAAAAAUCUUAAAAAAAGCCAGCCCAGUUCUGGAACAUCAUUCUUUGGACAGAUGAAACUAAAUCCAACGUGUACCAGAAGAUAAGACAAAACUAUGGAGAAGGCUUGAAACAGCUCAUGGUCUGCUGUAAAACACGGUGGAGGCAGUGGGAUGUCUUGGGCAUGCAUGGCUUCCAAUGGCACUGGGUCACUAGUCUUGAUUGAUGAUGUGACAGAAGAUAGAAGCAGCCAGAUUAAUUUUGAAGUGUUUAGGGAUAUAUUGUCUGCUCAGAUUUAACCAAAUUCAGAGAGCUGAUUAGAUGAAUCUUGACUUUACAGAUGGAUAAUGACCCAACGCUACGAAAGCAACCCAGGAGUUUAAAGGACCACUAUAGGCACCCAAAUCACUUCAGCUCAAUGAAGUUCCCUCUAGGUUUAACCCUGCAGUUGAAAACAUAGUUUCAGAGAAACUACUAGGUUUCACUGAGGGUUAAUCCAGCCUCUAGUGGCUGUCUUCUACGCUUCUCACUGUGAAAAUCAGUGAGAAGACGCCGGACGUCCAUAGGAAAGCAUUAAGUAAUGCUUUCCUAUGGGCGAUUUCAAUGCUCAUGGAUCUGACGUCAGCAGGGGGUGGAGGGAGCCCGGCGCUGAAGGGGUUUUAACCUCUACAGCCCAGCGGGAGGGGGGCCCUGAGGGUGGGGGGGACCUAAUGCCCCUAUAGUGCCAGGACAACAAGUUUGUUUUCCUGGCACCAUAGUGGUCCUUUAAGUAGAGUAUUCUGCAAUGGCCUAGUCAACCACCUGAUCUCAACCCGAUCAACCAAGCAUUUCACUUACUCAAGACAAAACUUAAGGCAGAAAGACACGCAAACAAACAACUUAAGAUAACUGCAGUAAAGGCAGGGUAAAGAAUUACAAGAAGGAAACUCUGCGUUUGGUGACGUCCAUGCAUUCCAUACUUCAAGCAGUCAUUGCCUGCAAAGGAUUCUUGACAAAGUAUUAAAAAUGUACAUUUUAUUUCUGAUUGUGUUCAUUUGUCCAAUUUGAGCCCCUGAAAUAAGGGGACUGUGUAUGAAAUUGGUUGCUUUUCUUGAACCUUUGAUAUUUUUGUUCAACCCCUUGAAUUAAAGCUGACGGUCUGCAUUUUAUUUGCAUCUGUUUUUUCAUUUCAAAUCCAUUGUGGUGGUGGUGUGCAGAGCCAAAAUUCAGAAAACUUUGUCAGUGUCCAAAUAUUUACAGACCUAACUAUAUAUGUCUAGGGGGAAGAAAAAUGUAUAGCUAUGUAUGUUUUAAUACAAAAAAAACCUAAAUGUAUACUUUUGCCUUUUACCUCUUUCCGUUGCAGAUGGUCCUGAGCAGUGCGCUCUAAAGCCCUAUCGAUUCCGCAUGGAGGAGGUGGAAGGAUUUCGGUACCGCUGUCGGGUGAGUGCUGGAUAUUAAAGGAUCACAUUUGGCACAAUAACCACUUCAUCUCAGUUAAGUGAAUAUCGUGUCUGGAGUCCCUAGCGUCCCCAGCCUCCUGUAAUGCUGCUUCUCCUCUGGUGCUUGGUGCUAAUGUGGAGGCAUUCAGCUGAUGUUCUCAGUCUGUCACUGUUCACCCAUUGCAAUUAAACAUACAUGUAUUUUGUAAGCUGUACUCUUAGUGGGCAGACUGUGAUAGGCUAAGAAUGUUCGCAAAAUGUUUCUGCAUUACCUUGAGCACCAGAGAAGAGGCAGAAUGGUGAAUUUGGGGAACUAUUUCAAAAACAGGUUAGCACUGGAAAGUAAGAUGAACCCAGGGAACUCCAAGCACCAUUACAACUUCAUUGCCAUACAGUGGUGUAGUGCCCAGAAGGUAAAUUGUUUGAUACAGACAUGCUUUAAUGUAAUAGUGCUGUAAUUGUAAUAAUUAAAGUCCUGACAGUGUCUGUGAAGCUUCUGAAUUUUGUGUUCACUAAACUUUCACAUUUAUAUAUACACAGGAUGCCAUGAGAUCUGUCACCAAACAAGCAAUAAAGGAGGCACGCUUGAAAGAGAUAAAGGAAGAACUUCUUAACUCUGAAAAACUCAAGGUUGGCAAACACUGUUAGCCUCUCUUUCUAAUAUAAUGCCCCCACAUUAUGUAGUGUAGUCUCUAUAUAGCUGUACAUCCCAGCAUGCUUUUUCUGUUACUUUUCUAGACGUUGGCUUAGCUGAUGAACCUCUGCUCAGCUGCAUGCCGCUUGCCCCGUGCAUCCACUCCUGUGAUGUUAGCUUGACAUUGCUCUCUACUGUCGUCCCCCCCCCACACACACACCCCACAGGGCUUAUUAUAGAUUGCACUACUUGCCAAGGCGUAAAUGUUGCUCACCACUGUAAAUCUGGAGCAUCCAUGGUGCAUCACCAGGUGUGACUCUCUACUCACCCCAGCUAAAUAAUUUUAAAAGUUGCUAUGACAUUCUCAUCAAAACGAAUUAAAGUGCUUUGCCUUCUAUAGUGAUCUCCGCUAAAGUGACAGUUCUUCCAGGAGAUCAAAGUGCCGUGCAACCUAGAUAAGGAUUCCUUCCACAAAUUAUACUGUCAGUUAUUCCAAAUAUAGUAACUAAAACAAGAAAAAUGCUGAGUGCCGAUAUAGGAAAAUAGCAGAUCCCUACAUCUCUAUCUAUAGGCAGUCACACUAUACAUAUACUAUCUGUAAAGAGCGCGGAUAUGCCUUUCAUGCAAUAGAUGGCUCAUUACAGUGACAUUCAGCUUGCCACCAUGUGCGUGCUGUUAAUGUGAAAUUUAAUUAGAACAGCACAGCUGUAAAUUGGUAGGCUUCAAAAGCUAACAUGCUGCCAUUGAAAUUGUUGAAGUUGUGGAAGCAUAUGUUUCUCUGAAUUAUAGGAUUAGUUUUCCUAUAUUCCUUUAUUACUUUAAUCACCCUCAGGAAGCUGAAGAGUAACGAUUUUACACAUCUAAAAUGUUCCACAGAGUUGUACUGUGUAACUGAAUUCUAAACAAGAUCUCCCGUAGUGAAAAAGUAUAUUUUGUGUGUGUGUGUGUCUGUAUUGUAGAGUGGAUUAAAAAAUAAAUAAAUACAUAUUUUAUGUUUUUUAUCUUACAUUUUGAACCAUGUUCCUAUCUGCAGACAUAUUUUGAAGACAACCCUCGUGAUUUCAACCUCUUGCGUCAUGAUAAGCCUCUGCACCCUGCCGUUGUCAAACCUCACCUCAAAAAUGUUCCUGACUACCUGAGUAUGUUGUGGGUCUUAUCUCUUUAAUGUGAAAAGUGUCUUUCUUGCUCCUUCCAUCCUACUAUUUAUCUCUUCCAUUGUUGCCCUUAUUGCCACGUCUGUUAUUGUUAACUGUGUUUAGGUCCUGGUAUGUAUACCACUGCGUAACUUUACUUGGGGGCAUCACCUUUUUUACUUUGUGUGUUAUAUAUCCAUGUGCCUGUAGGUGUCCUCUGUGUCAUUGUCACUGUGAAUAAGUCAUUGUGCGUAUUUAAGCCUGUCUAAAGGUGGUGGUGUAUUCCUGCACAGUUCCUUUAUCCACGUUCUUUUUAUGUGGGACUACGUUGCUAGGAUCUGAUUUAUUAGCAUUGUUUGUUUAUUGGUAGUCAAUUCACCUCUUUGUGCCUUUUUAUUUUACCUUCCCUUGUACAUUAUUACUGUAACUUUAAACUACACACGUGGCCUUCAUUGGUUUCCUUAUUGACUUACCAUCUCUUGUCACCUCAGUCCCUCCUUCUCUGCGCUCCAUUGCUGAUCCUUAUCACCGCAUGAAGAAGAGGAGAAAGUUAAGAACUGGAGUUUCCAGAAUACAAGAGGCUCGGUCAAAGGUGAGACUAAUGUAUUUCCUUGCCCCUCCUUACACCCCAUUAGUGAAAUGCAUAGCCAUAAUUCUGUGCAAUAGUUUAAGCUAUAGGUAGUUUCCUUCCUUUUAAUCCAGAGGUGGCACCAGGAUCAGAAUAAUAACUGUUUUUAUUCAUCUUGACUUUGGUUUAUAAUAAGUUGUUUGUUUUAAAAUUUCAGAUGGAAACUAAUGGGAUAACUAAAUUGUACUAUUUAUGCGCAAAUUUAUAUAUAUUUAUUUAAAAAUAUCAAUUGUUUUUCAUCAAAAGCCAUUCUAUUAAAAACACACACACACACACAAAAAAAAAAAAACAUUGUAAAUUAUAUGUAUGUAACAAAUCCUUGAUGUGUUUUUGGGUAAUUUUUGUAACAAUCUUUAAAUUGUAGAACAUGUGAUUUUAAUAUAUUUUGUAGUUGUAUUUUAUCUUUGGCUUGGAAAAAAACCCUUUGAUUUGCAUAAUUGACACUUUGUUUUAAAACAGUUAGUCAAGUAGAAUGUUUGUGAAUUUCAUGGACUAUCCAACUAAUUUGAUCACCUAAAACUGGUCCAGUUGUGACUCUCCAGAAUGUUGUAUAUGUAUUAUAGAAUUAGUUUUAUGGUAUUUUUAAAAUUUAAAUCUUGCCCAUUUUAAAUACUGAACCCUAUUAACUUUAAAGUGAGCCUUUCAUUCUUUAAAGGGACACUGUAGGCACCCAGACCACUUCAGUUAAUUGAAGUUGUCUGGGUGCUGUGACCCUUUUGCACCUAGUGCCGCAAUUUAAAACAUUGCAGUUCCAGAGAACUGCAAUGUUUACAUUGCAGCUCUAAGUCUGCCCUCUGUGGUUGUCUAACAGACAACCACUGGGGGCACUUCCGGAAUCUAAACUGACUUUUUGUCUGUUAUCUGAUGCUGGACGUCCUCACGGACCUCCAGCGUCAGGUCUAAUGUGUGCAUGGCCAUUGCUGCGCAUGCGCAUUAGGUCUCCCCUGCCAGCUGACGGCAGGGGAGGAGCGUGGGCGGAGCUUGACCCAGUGCCAAGGGACAUCGGCGCUGGAUUCAGGUAAGUAGCUAAAGGGGUUUUAACCCCUUCAGCGACAUGGGAUGGGGGGCGGGAAGGGGGCGGGGUAUUCCAGGAUUGUCUAGUGCCAGGAAAACGGGUUUGUUUUGCUGGCACUGGAGAAUCCUUUUGAGGUCUGCCUGCUGCUAUGUAGAGCACAUAGGGCAAUGCUUUGAUUGCCCUGUGUGAAUCUGCAAGAGUAGGCAAUUUAGGUUGAACAACAGUUGGUCAGAUAACAGUAGAAUCUGACCAAACACAACUGCUCAACCAGAUAGAAGAAAGUAAAAUUUUCUCAAGAAAAGGUAAAUAUGCAUCAUUUCACUUGGAUGCUUCCUAUAGGCUGGCCUAGCUGAGCCUAGAAAUACAUUUUUGUGUGCAAAAAUUACUGUUUGUAAUAUUAACUACUGUGUAAAGUUUAUCUAUAAUACCCUAUGCUGAACAUAAAUGUCUUCAUUUUUUACUUAUUGGUGAACAUAAUAUUUUUGGUUUUGAAUUUACUGGCUCUAUUUGUUGUGUGUACGUGGUGUUAAAGGAACACUGUGGCGUUAGGAAUACAGACGUGUAUUUUUUACACUAUUGUGUUCUAGUACAUAUUUAGAUUUCUGAUCCCUCCUAAAUGAAUUCAAAAACAUAACUUUUACUUACCUUGUUUCUAGUGCUGAGACUCUGCCUACACCGCCACCUGUGUUUUCUUCAUGCAGCCUGACUGCUCUUAGUCUUUUCAUCCAUUCCAAUGCUUCUCAUAGAGAAUCAUUGAAUCCAAUGUUUCUCUCUGAGUACCAAUAGAGGACGUUCAACUUUUGAAAUGCAUGAGGACUUUGAACGUCACAGAACAGUCGGGCUUGAUUGUAGAAGUGGAAGCAUCUUCUAGUGCAGUGGUUUCCAAAUCAGUCCUCAAAGCACACCUACAAAUGCAUAAUUUAGGGAUUACCCAGUUGUGUCAAGGUGCUUUUUCUUUCUUUCUAAAAUAUCCUUAUUCAAAACUGGGUAAUCCCUAAAUCCUGGACUGGUAGAUGUGCUUUGAGGACUGUUUGGAACCCACUGCUCUAGUGUCUGUCAGAAAGAUGGCUAGUAGAGGUGUGGUUACUUUCCAGGACCAUACAAUAGGGCCACUGCACCCAGACCAUUUAAUUGAGAUAUAGUGGCCUGGAUAACCUAUAGUGGUCCUUUUAAGAGUAUACAAUUUACUUGUUUGACAUUUCUUAUUCUUUCUUGCAGUUCUCAAAGUCAAAGAAUCCACUGCGCACCUUCAAAUACACACGGGGCAAGAAGGGACAGUCCAAUGUCCGAAAAAGCGCAGCAAAAUCCUGAGUAUGGGGUAGGCUGGAAUGCACAAGCAUUCCAGUUGCACCCACCUCUUGUAGAGGGAAGUAAAUUAUAAUAAAUAUGGGAAUGGUCAUUGAGACAACCUUCACACAGCCAUGGAUUGGUCUUUACAUCUGAGGGAGGCAUGAAAACUAACCUGCUCCUAUUUCUUAGAGGAAAGUGUUUUUACUUUUGGUCUCAGUCGCUGUCCUGUUGUACUUCAUGUAGGUUAUAUAUCAGUCUGCUAAACCUCACAACUGUUACACCACUCAGAUUAGCACCCUCUAAAUAGCCAUCUGUUUAUUUCUAGUGAGAGAUCAAUGCAGAGUGCCUUACAUUUCUUCCCUUCGGCUAUGCCUGUGCAGUGUCCCUCAUUCAGUCCUGGAGGAGAUGUGUUUUUGUCUUUAAAGUGUGUGUGUGUGUGUGUAUAUAUAUAUAUAUAUAUAUAUAUAUAUAUAAUUUUUUUGGCUUCUGAGAAAUGUGUGCAUGUUGCAGGUUUUUGCAACCAAGAUUUGAUAUCCUUCUCUGAAGCAUAAUACUUGUAAGUAAGCUUUAUUCCGUGAGCCAACAUUCAUGUGUUAUGGUAGCCAUGACUUGUAACUUUCUAGGAAAUACAAUUGUAUUUAUACAUUGUGUUGGUCACAUGAUAUCCUUCUCUGAAGCAUAAUACUUGUAAGUAAGCUUUAUUCCGUGAGCCAACAUUCAUGUGUUAUGGUAGCCAUGACUUGUAACUUUCUAGGAAAUACAAUUGUAUUUAUACAUUGUGUUGGUCACAU